AGUUAAUCAUCCAUGGUGUAGUGUGAGAGUGUUUGUGAAGCCACUCGGGUCUGGUAGAUGUAUCUGAUCGGGGUUAUCCCUCCUCUCCUCCCUCUCUCAGAUCACUCCUCUGACUGAGUGCGGACAGUCGCCCACAAUAACCGGCUCUAUAGCAGCCGCUGCCUUAUCUCAUCUCGGUGGAUCUACUCCGGUGCCGACCCGUGCCGGCUGUUCCCCCCAUAUCAUCUGAAUCACAGAGACACAAAAGAGAGAUGCGGUUUCACUUUCUUUGCUUCCAAGGACCCGUAUCUUUCACAUCUUUUCCCCGGAUCUUUGUUUGUGGACGGCCGGCUGCGUAAUGCUCCACAGCAGUGGCAGCAGAUGUGUUAAGAGACUCAGCUAAUAGGCAGUAUCUCUUCACAGUGCAUCAGCAUAGCCUGAUGCUGAAAUCCCUACAUUUAUGAGAAGGCAACAGGAAGCAGAUUACUGAGGGAUUAAAUGCAUGCACACUUAUGCACAUGCACACACAGAUAGUACCACAGUUCUGGGAUUUGGCGGCUGUCCAACUGUGGAUCUUGCACUGAAUGACUUUGUCUGACUGACAGACUCUGGUAUCAUGGAAGAAGAGGAGGAGCCUACAGAGUCUCAUUGAAUUCACCUCACCUAACCCCACCUCCUUUCUUCUGCCUCACUAUCGAACUCUUUGACUGGUCGAUGAGGAUUACUGCCUGUCCGCCUGGUGCUGUCCCAUGAUGCAUCUACACAUGUAAGAGCAGGAUCAGCCACACAGGGCUGUUUCUAUGGAUACCCCUGCCCUGGGUAGUAUUAAUAAGACUCACUGAUAUCCUGACUAUCUGCGCGUGAAGAAAAUACAAUAAGAGAAUAGAAGUGCAUUCCUGCAGCAGACUACAGCGUCAAAUAACAUCUUUGGAACAGACAUCAUCAUCAAGUGUCAAGAGGAAAAUGUUGAUAUUUUUAAACAUGUACUUUACACUCUUUGUUCUAAACACCUAAAAGGUUGUUUUUAAAUGUGGUGCCUUGUGGAUUCUCAGCUGGUUCACUAAAAGGGCGAUUUAUUAAGAAUCUGCCCACACAGGACCAGAAGAGGAGGAGAAGAUGAUGCACAAAGACGCUUCUUGGGCCUGAAGGAAACAUAUCUUCUUUUCUAACCUGCUUGCAAUACUUUGUUCAGCUCAAAAUUCUGGGCCCAAUUCUGGAACUUUUGUGGGCCCCCUAAAACUGCUACCACCUUUUGCCAGACUAGUUAUUGUACUGAAUUUCGGUUUACAUGCACCAGCUACCUAAAGAAAAAUUCUGGUCUUUAGUUAAGGUUCUGGACUCACCAGCAAGAUGUAACAUCAUGUGCUUGAGAUAAUAACAAAGCACUUUUAAUCUAGAUAGUGUGGGGAUCCAUCGAGCUUGAAGUACUUAGAAUCAUCUAUCAUUGUCCCUAAGACCUCCAGACUGAGCGAUCAUGGCCAGACAAGAGACCCCCCUCUUCCUCCAUGGUUUUGAUCUGGGUGGGCACUUUGUUGACCUUCGACCUCUCGGCACGGGUGUUACAGGCCUGGUCCUCUCAGCUGUGGACGAGCGCACAGGACAGCGUGUGGCGAUUAAAAAGCUGGUGAUGCGUGAUGCAGUGACGGUAAAGCACGCUCUGCGGGAGGUCAGGAUCACCCGCCGGCUUCACCAUGAAAAUGUGGUGAGUGUUAAUGAGGUUUUGGCGCCGUACGGACGACCACUGCCCAGAGACCCGACCCAACUGAGUGCCCUGUACAUCGUCCAGGAGUGCAUGGAGACGGAUCUGGCUCGGCUGCUCGAACAAGGACCACUACCCACAGGUCACGCUACUCUGCUGUUCUACCAGCUGCUGAGGGGACUGAAGUUCAUCCACUCAGCUAACGUCCUGCACAGAGAUCUGAAGCCUGCCAACAUAUUCAUCAACACAGACCAACUGCUGCUCAAGAUUGGAGACUUCGGGCUGGCCAGGAUAGUCGAUCCUCAUUAUUCUCAUAAGGGUUAUCUGUCCGAGGGUCUGGUAACUAAGUGGUACUGUUCCCCCCGUCUGCUCCUGUCCCCCAACAACUAUACCAAGGCGAUCGACAUGUGGGCCGCUGGCUGCAUACUGGCUGAGAUGCUCACAGGACGCAUGCUGUUUGCAGGAGCUCAUGAGCUGGAGCAGAUGACGCUGAUUCUCGACACAGUGCCGGUGCUGAGAGAGGAGGACAGGCAGGACCUGCUACAGGUGAUGCCUUCAUAUGUCAGUCAUGGAUGGAAAGUCAAGAAACCCUUUUCUGAAUUGCUGCCUGAAGUGGAUGCUCAGGCCGUGGACUUCCUUCAGCGUAUUUUGACCUUUAACCCCAUGGAUCGGCUGACAGCUAAAGCAGCGCUUACCCACCCCUUCCUCGAGCAGUACUCCUGUCCAGAGGAUGAGCCCACCUCAUCGCAUCCCUUCCGCAUCGAGGACGAACUGGAGGACAGCCUCGUCACCGAGCAGAGUCUCAGCAACAGCAACAGUCAAGCCUCCAGCAUCCACUGGGAGAGGUACGAGAACAGUUUAUCAACUGAUGUGUCCUGGCAGCAGUCAGGCGGCAGGUGUCGCUGCAUGCCCCCUGGCCACAUGACCUCUGACCUGGGAGACACCACAGAGGAUGAGGAGGUGCAGAGAGACCCCCGGGCCAGUUCCGUCGCAUUGUUAGAGGAGGCGCAGGUCGACCCACGCAAGUAUUCCCACAGCAGCUCAGCUGAACGUUUCCUGGAAAACUCUCACUCUUCUCUGGAACGGGCCUGUGGUUUAGGGUAUGGGGAACUGGACUGUGGCCGCUCCUGUGACUACAAAGUGGGCUCUCCUUCAUAUCUGGAUAAAAUUGCCUGGAGGGAGGGCAAGCCUCAACAUUACUCAGAGCCUAAGCUGAUCCUGGAUCUGUCUCACUGGAAGCGUAACACUAACAGCCUCCCUGCGCCUGCUGAGCCUAUUGGUGGCAGCGUGGAGGACCUGGGAGCGAUGAAAGAGGAGGAAGCAGAAGAGGAAGAAGAAGAGGACACGGGGGAUUUAUUCCAAGAGAUCUCUCGCUGGGUGGAGAGCACCCAGUCUCAUCUGCACUCACCCAGUCCAAGUCCUUCUGUGGAGCCAUUCUCACCCUCUUGCUACAUCUCCUCUCCCCCUCUCCCUCUCUCCCCGACUGACAAUCCAACUCCAGUUUUCCACUAUACGGAAGUUGUGCGGCAACCAUCAGCUGAAUAUGAUGAAGACAGACUGAGCCCACUUCAGCCUGUCACGUCUUCCCCUAAUUCCCUUCCCUCACUUCUCCCCUCAUCUCCUACCUCUCCAAUUCCCCCUCAGUCACCUCAAACAGUGUCUCCCCCUACCUUCCCACUUUUUCCUUCCCAAGAAUUUCAACCCCUUUCUUCUACUUCAUCCAUUUCUCAGCCAGUAAACGAUGACUCCUUGGAGUCACUUCCUGUCAAGCAAAAAGAGCGGCUGUUCGACCUGGACGUGUUCAUAUCCCGCGCACUGAAACUGUGCCGGCAGAAUAAGGAGAAAGCAGACGGAAAGAAAUUAAAAGAUGGAGGAUGGAGGGAAGAAAGCAAACAGCCGAACAUUAACCGCAAGGUGCCCAGGCUUCCAGAGCACAGGACUCCUCCACCUCAGGCCCCCAACUCUUGAUGUUGAAUUUUAACUUCAGGUCCACCGCAGUAUAGCCUCAUAAUGGCUAGCACUUCCAAAUGCUCAUAGUGCUCUACAUAGUAAGGGGUGUCCGUGGUUGAAUCUGCUGCUUAAACAUUAGACCUUAGUGUUUGUAGUCUUUUUGUUACUAGUGCGAUGACAAGCUACACACUGUGACUAAAACUCUCACUUAAACAAGCAACCCUGCAGCUUUGUCAAGUGGUGCUCUCAGGCAAUAAGAGGUCAAAACGUAUUUGGGUUGAAUAUGAAUAACCAUGAUUAGCAUUGCAAAUAUCAAGGAUUUGUUCUACAUGGGAAUAUCUAGAAAUAAUCAACUAAUUAAUGAUUGUGGUAUUUGUGGUUUGCUGUCAUUUGUCAAGUACAAGAUGGGUCAAACCUUGACUUGAUUGCGACUUAUUCAGCAAACAUCUGCAUAUGACUGCAACAAGAGUUACCCAGGCUAAUGUGUGCUAAAUGACAGUAACACCUACUGGAGAGGAAUCACUUAGGUUUAUUUUAAGUUUGCUUUAGAAUUUUGUUUCUAUACAAGAUAUCUGCUGUGUGUCAGUCAGUCAGUUAUUUUUUUGAAACGUCAGACAGUCUUCCAAUGGUGAUGUUCACCGAAUAAUGAUAAUGACACGGCAAAUGCUGAAUGUAUUAACUGAAAACUAAUCAGUGAAAUUGUGCUGCGUGAUGAACAAUAAGGAUUUUAUUUGUUACUGUUUUAACACUCUCACAGUGACUUAAUGAGCUCUGUCACUGCAGUGCUACAUGCCUUGUAAACUUGUAUAAAACUGUUUUCGUAUUUAAAUCUAUAGUAUUUCUCAAGACUGUUGGUAUUGAUAUCUAAAAUGUCUAAAGUAUUAUUUGCUGAAUCACAAUUUUCUGUUUAUUUGGAGUGAGUUGUAUUUAGUUUAAUUGUGGAAUGAUUUAUCGUAAUAAUUUAUGCUCGAUUUCAAUCUUAAGUAGUUUAUUAUCUUGUCUGCCUGAUGCACCAAACAAGGUCAUCAUCUUCUGUACACUUACUGAAAAGAUACUAUCCUCUCUGUACUAGACUGUGAGAUAUCUGUCACCAUUUUGCUCACUUAACUGUUAGCCACACAAAGCUAUAAUGCAAACAACAGUAGCUUAUAUUUUGGAGAACGUAGAUCCUUUGCAAACCUUUAUAGUAAAUGAUUUGUACUCAAAACUCCUCAAUGCUGCCCAAUAACCAUAUUAAUAUAUGAAACAGAAAAAAACCAAAACAUAUAUUUUGAAAUACUUUUCUAGCCAGCGUUGAAGACAGUAGACCCUCAGAUUGUUAUUUAUUCAAGGUAACCAAAUCAGGUAAAAGAUAUAGUCGGAUGUAAGUUAUUAACAGAUUAAGGCUGUUGGCUUGAGCCUCAUGCUUUCUCAAUCAAGUGCAUCUUGGAUAUGGAAAUGGAAUUAAAAUAUUCCAUGUCAUUUUGUAACCUGGAAGAAAUAGGGUUCCACCAUCCCCGGUUUGACAUGUAAUGCUCUGCUGUGGGUGUACCACAUGUGUACAGUCUAUACAAGGGUCCAUCUAUUGGGCACCCCAGAGGCACAAUACUGAGAUGCAUAAAACACACUGCCAGCACAAAGUCUUUCAUACCCGCUUACUCUCUAAUCAUUUUAAUUCUCAAUCCACAUCAUCACACAGAACACUAGGACAGCGAUAGUGUGUCAAGUUGAUAUCCUACUUUCCACAAUGCAGCAACUGUAUCUCUUUCUCUGCCGUUAACAGCUGUUAAAUAUUAAUGCUCAUGUCAAGUUGGUCUAAAAAGGUUGACUCACAUAAUAUUUGCACCUUCACUGUCGGCAAACAUACACAGGUUGUGGACAGAUCAUCACUUUCACAACAUAGUAUGAGCCAUAUGUGAGAAUUGCUAACAGUACAAGCUAUGAUACAGCAAAGCCAGGUAAAUUCUUAUAUUUUCACAGUAGACAUGAAGCACAUUUGAGUCACUAGCACAUUCAGAAAUACAGGUUUUCCUCAACUGGAACGACACCACUGUCAAGGUGCAAACUGUCCAUUUUGUGAUUCAGAACCAUUUAUCUAUUUAUAGAAAUAGACUUAAGCUGUGCUGCAGUCAAACUAAUUUAAAUGAGUUUUGUUUUUAACCUAUUUUGAAUGAUAUAGUUUCCUCCGCAGGUAACCUAAGCCAGCAAUAACAUCAUUGACAAAUAACACAAGCAUACUGUAACUAUUUUAAGUAUGUGAAGUAAUGUAGAAAAUGUGCCUCAGUACACCUCGAUGCUUCCAGCUUGCUGAAUGUAACAUAUCCUCUCCCUUCUGCAUGGCUUACAACUAUUCAAAUAGCUUAAAAUUUGUUUUUAUGUGUCACUUUUUUGGACAUUUAGAUUUAUGUGGGCUUUUGUUUAUUUUGUACUCACGCUUUAAGAAGGUUUCAGCUUUUCAUUUGAGAAAAGCUGUGGAGUUUUUAAAUGCUCAAUAUUGAUUGAUAGUAGCUCUUUUUGCAGUUUCUGUUUUUGCUGAAGAAUUAAUAAAACAUUACCUAAAGUGUUA
Molecule: messenger RNA, 6173 nt
Organism: Cottoperca gobio
Lineage: Eukaryota; Metazoa; Chordata; Actinopteri; Perciformes; Bovichtidae
Gene: mapk4
Product: mitogen-activated protein kinase 4
Biological process (GO): protein phosphorylation
Molecular function (GO): MAP kinase activity; ATP binding
Source: RefSeq, a predicted model, not a curated record